AUGGCAAACCCCUCCACUACUGCUGCAAAAGCCGAAACAACUGCGGCGGAUAAAGGAGCACCUGCACCACCACCACCGGCGUACGAGUCUCUGAAGAAUAAAAACGACGACGAUGUGUCGAACACCAACGCGUCCUCUGAUUCGCCUUUGAAUCAUCCAAACGCUCCUCCUGCUUCAACAGAGGAGAACGAGAGAACUUCUUCCUCUCGGUUCGAGAAGCUCACCGCGCGCGAGUUACUCGCAAUCUCCCCCAACAGCGAUCAACUUCUCUCUUCCUCCUCGGAAAAUGGAGAGAAAGAUGAAGAGGAAACGCUCAAAUGCGAAGUGGGCGAUCCGAAGAAGAUUGGGCAAGGCUUGACGGCGUACGCGGCGUAUACGAUCAAAUCAGAAUCCACCUGUCGCUCGUACAAGAAAGCGAGCGCGCAAGUCGAACGACGAUACUCCGAUUUCGAGUGGUUGAGGAAUAAACUGUUACAAAACUACCCCGGGAUUGUUUUGUACAAGUUACCGGAGAAAAUAUCCGUCGCAGAUCCAUUCGAUGAGGAAUUUUUGGAGAAGAGAAGAGUCGGGUUCGAACAGUUUAUGAAAGCGGCGUGCGAAAACGAAGAGUUGAAAUUGAGCAAAGUUUUGAUGCAAUUUUUGUGCGACGAUCAGUUGGAAAAAGAACCGUGGUACGCGAAAGUGAACGCGACGUCCGCGUUGGAUGGCAUCGGGUCUAUGUUCAGCGGGUUAGGGAACGAGGACGAGUCGGUUCCAAGUAACUCGUCGAAUAACAACACGCCGAACAAAAUGAAUUCUGCGAAUACGAAUACAAACAACACGAACAACAACAUUAACAGCGAGUCUCCGGGGGGUGAACAAGCGACGACCACGUCGUCGGGAAACAAAGAAGAUCCGGACUUUGCCGCUUUAUCCAGCUACAUCAAAAAGCUCGAGAAAGAACUCAGAGUCUCCGUCGACGUCGCCGAGCAAGUCAUUUUGAGUUUCUACUCGUUGGCGAUGCUUUCCGAAGCGAUGGGCGAAAACGCCUCGUUCUUGGGCGACUGCGAAACCAAAGGGGCGCAAAUGUUGCUGAAAUCGAACCAAGCCGGCGGGUUAGGUAAAGCGUUCAAGAAAACCGGCGAAGCGAUGAAGGCUAUGAAAGAUCCGAUGGAACGUCGAUCGAGAGAUUUGAGCAAGCAGUUUCGGCAACCGUUGGUGUGGGCGAAACACUUGAGCGAGAGUUGCAAAGAAAGCACGGAAGCUCGAGCGAAGUGUUUGUACGACGUCGUUCAAGCGAAGAAACGGCUAGAACAGGCUUCAAAAAAGCUUGAGAACCAGUUGGGCGGUGGUUCGAUUGUCGUCAACGCGCCGCCGCCGCCGUUGAAUAGCAGUAGCACGCCAGACGCGACGCCGACGAAAGCAACGGGGGCUACCGAAUCACCCACUAGCACGGCUGGAACGCCGAAUAACGCCACCGAACAGCUCACCUCGUGGUUUUCCUCGGUCACCGCCUCGUUAACGGCGAAACCGCCGACGAUUUACGAGAUGCAACAAGACGUGGAAUUGAAAACGCGAGAGGCACGAGCGAUGGAAGCGAAGUAUGAACUCGUGAAGAGAAGAACCAUGAUCGAGUUACCGAACGCGCACGAACGCAUCGAAAAAGUUUUGAAUUCCUGUUUCGAAGACAUGACGCAGCUGAUGCAAGAGUUGGCAAAAGUACAAGUCGCGGAGUUUGAAAGCAUCAUGCCUGGUUCCACGAACGCGCAGCAUUAG
This is a messenger RNA of Bathycoccus prasinos, 1755 nucleotides long. RefSeq lists its product with no specific name. Bases 1 to 1755 code for a protein of 584 amino acids. Gene Ontology annotation, molecular function: phosphatidylinositol binding. Lineage: Eukaryota; Viridiplantae; Chlorophyta; Mamiellophyceae; Mamiellales; Bathycoccaceae. The transcript is spliced from 2 exons. Gene Ontology annotation, cellular component: endosome. The record is from RefSeq and is a predicted model, not a curated record.